Funneliformis caledonium is the source of this 265-nucleotide messenger RNA. The record is from the annotation of a GenBank genome assembly. NCBI's taxonomy places the organism in Eukaryota, Fungi, Glomeromycota, Glomeromycetes, Glomerales, Glomeraceae.
UUAUCCAGAAAAGAAUGGAAUUGAAAUUGGAAGAGUUGUUUUUAGUGAUGAAUUCACUCCUGAAAAUAUUAUUAAAAGUUUUGGUAGUGAAGCACUAAAUUAUGAAGAAGCUUUUGGUUUUACUUACCAAGAAAAUGAAGAAUUAAAAGUAAAGGAUGCUCUUCUAGAAAAAAAGGUUGUUAAGUUACAGCAAAUUAAUCAAGAGUUGGAAGAAGCAUUAGAACUAGAAGUGAAAACAUCUAAAUAUCAUUUAGAGGUUCUUGAA